Molecule: messenger RNA, 1812 nt
Organism: Theileria annulata
Lineage: Eukaryota; Apicomplexa; Aconoidasida; Piroplasmida; Theileriidae
Product: MAC/perforin, putative
Exons: 10
Coding region: 1-1812 (603 amino acids)
Source: RefSeq, a predicted model, not a curated record
AUGAUGACAAAUAACAUUAAUAACGAGUUUGAUCAUGGCUGUCCUGGUCUUGGUAUUUAUUCAUUGUAUCCAUUUUAUGUCAUAGACUACCUUGGAGUUGGUUAUGAUUCAAUUUACGCAAAUUCGGUUGGCGGUGAUUCUACUUUGUUAGACCCAGGAUAUAGAGCUCCUAUAAUAGAAUUUGCAUGGAGAAAGAACUCGGAAGGAUACUCUCCUACUUUAGGAUCAUUGCACCCAGUAGGUGGAUGGGUCAGACCUGUUUUUUCAUGUAGUAGAUCAACUAAAAUAAAUGAAAUAAGCAACUUGGAAGAACUUAAGGAUUCGUUAUCAGCAAGUACUAAAUUGAAUGGAGAUAUUCCAGAAAAUUCAUUUACUGGUUCCUUGGAAUACAAAAACGCCGUUAUGAACUCAAAGUAUGCAUGCAAUUUUUUACAUGAUUUUAGAUCAAAAAGGCAGAAGAUAUACAAUAAAACUGAGCAGUGCGUUAGAUAUCAAGUCGGAAUUCCCUUAAAUUUAAAGUGGGAGUACACUGAAUAUUUUAACCACAUUGUUUCCAAGCUUCCAGUCUUAAGCUCUAAAUUAAUUGAAAACUGUAACAUUGAUAAUAAAUUGAAUUUGUCUGAUGAAGAAUGUAAGUCUAUUAAGCCGUGGAUUAAAUUUUUUGAGGUGUUUGGGACUCAUUUUAAUAACCAGCUUACUCUUGGUAUAUACAUUGUAGUAUAUUGUGGUAAAAUAAACCAAACAAUGGUAUUUGAUUCUUCAACUUUAGAAGGACUUAAGAAAAAGGGAAUAGAUAUAGAAGCUGAGGUUAGAACUGAAUUGGGUUCAGAAAAUGGCAAGUUGAAUCUAGACAUGAGUGGUUCAAAAGCUAGGCUUGAUGAAAUUGGUCAAAAGAAAAUGUAUGUGAUAGGUGGUAAAAUGCCUAAUUUCCCAAUGGAUGAUAAUGAAUUUGCACACUGGGCAGAAACUGUAGCUGAAAAUCCAAUGCCAAUUGGAGUUGUUUCAACUAGUUUAAAGACAUUAAUCAAACCGGCUUUGCACCCAUCUUAUGACCAAGCCCUACACCAGUAUGCUAUACUGAACGGGAUAAGUUAUGAAAAAUUAAAGAUGAUAACCGGUAAUUCAAUUGAACUUUCGAAAGAGAUUGAAAAUGGUACUACGAUUGUUUCAUGGAACAACAAUAAUAAAAUCAAAUGUCCUACUGGUUCAAAAACCCUCAUGGGCAUUUCCCUUAUUUUCGGGGGUGAAAAGUUACUAGGAGUCAAAUAUUGCAAAUCUAAAAUGAAAGAGUGUAUAAUUCCAACAUAUGAAAACGUAGAGAACUCACUUAGCUGGAUAACUUGUACUUAUGGGUUACAACCCGAAGUUCAACAAGUAACAAAGAUAUCCAAAAAGGAUGAUAAAAACAUUGAACUAGAGUGCCCGAAUCACUCAAUGAUACAAAUCGGAUUAGUGAUUGUUACAGUUGACGGAGUAAUUUCAUCAACAAAGGAGUGUGAAUACGGAAGUAAAUCUUGCAAAUAUGAUCUUGUUGAUAAUGAAACUUCUUACAUUUGGGCACUAUGUUAUUCACAUUUGGAAAAAGUUAAUAAGCUUCAACUAAAAAUUUUAAUUUCCAGUAUAUCUAACGAUGCAAAAAUUUCAUGCUCAGAUGGUUACAAAAUUAUUACUGGGCAUGUUUCAUAUUUUCCAGAAAAGGACACUUCAAACUUUGACGACACAGAACCCUGCAUGAAACACACUCAAAGUUGCUCUUCUAAAUCAAAUAAAAAGAGCAUAAUCUUUGCAUUGUGUAAAUCAUCAUUAUAUUAA